Arabis nemorensis is the source of this 1344-nucleotide messenger RNA. The record is from the annotation of a GenBank genome assembly. NCBI's taxonomy places the organism in Eukaryota, Viridiplantae, Streptophyta, Magnoliopsida, Brassicales, Brassicaceae.
AUGCACCUGGACACUCAUUGUGUAAUGCUCAGACAAUUUAGCUUCAGAUCUUCUCUUCUUCCCUUUUCGUCUCAUUUCUCACGAAGCUACCCGAAAUCAGCAGUCCCGAUCCACCUUCCAAUCGGAGCCACCAUGGCCACGGUUUCGACUCAGAACGAGUCGACUCAGCAAACCCAGAAACCCGUGCAGGUGGCGAAGCGAUUAGAGAAGUUCAAGACUACGAUUUUCACUCAAAUGAGCAUGUUGGCUGUUAAACACCGAGCGAUCAACCUAGGCCAAGGCUUUCCUAAUUUCGAUGGUCCUGAUUUUGUCAAAGAAGCUGCGAUUCAAGCCAUUAAAGACGGUAAAAACCAGUAUGCUCGUGGACACGGCGUUCCUGAAACCAAUGCUGCAAUCGCUGCGCGGUUUCGUGAAGAUACUGGUCUCGUUGUUGAUCCGGAGAAAGAAGUUACUGUUACGUCUGGCUGCACAGAAGCCAUAGCUGCAACUAUGUUGGGUUUAAUAAACCCUGGUGAUGAAGUUAUUCUCUUUGCCCCCUUUUAUGAUUCCUAUGAAGCGACGCUCUCUAUGGCUGGUGCUAAAGUAAAAGGAAUCACUUUACGCCCACCGGACUUCUCGAUCCCUUUGGAAGAACUCAAAGCUGCGGUAACUAGCAAGACCCGUGCCAUCCUCAUGAACACUCCACACAACCCAACGGGGAAAAUGUUCACAAGAGAGGAGCUCGAAACAAUUGCAUCUCUCUGUAUUGAAAACGAUGUGCUUGUGUUCUCAGAUGAGGUAUACGAUAAGCUUGCGUUUGAAAUGGAUCACGUUUCCAUAGCUUCUCUUCCCGGUAUGUACGAAAGAACAGUGACCAUGAAUUCUUUGGGAAAGACUUUCUCUUUAACCGGAUGGAAGAUCGGUUGGGCGAUUGCACCGCCUCAUCUGACUUGGGGAGUUCGACAAGCACAUUCUUACCUCACAUUCGCCACAUCAACACCGAUGCAAUAUGCAGCCAUUGCAGCACUCAAAGCACCAGAGUCUUACUUCAAGGAGCUGAAAAGAGAUUACAAUGCGAAAAAGGAGAUUCUCGUUAAGGGUUUGAAAGAAGUCGGGUUUAAUGUGUUCCCAUCAAGCGGUACUUACUUUGUGGUUGUGGAUCACACACCAUUUGGAUUGGAGAACGAUAUCGACUUCUGCGAGUAUCUCAUCAAAGAAGUUGGAGUAGUUGCAAUCCCCACGAGUGUCUUCUAUCUGAAUCCAGAAGAAGGGAAGAAUCUGGUUAGGUUUACUUUCUGUAAAGACGAAGAGACAUUGCGCGGCGCAGUUGAGAGGAUGAAGCAGAAGCUAAAGAAGAAAGUCUGA